Molecule: messenger RNA, 2001 nt
Organism: Recurvomyces mirabilis
Lineage: Eukaryota; Fungi; Ascomycota; Dothideomycetes; Mycosphaerellales; Teratosphaeriaceae
Exons: 10
Coding region: 1-2001 (666 amino acids)
Biological process (GO): transmembrane transport
Cellular component (GO): membrane
Molecular function (GO): transmembrane transporter activity
Source: RefSeq, a predicted model, not a curated record
AUGGCGGAGAACGGACACAGGCCCAGCGAUAUCACGGAAGUGCCAAGGGAAGGGGCUGUAGUAUAUGAUGGCUUUCAUCCAAGCGAGGAGAAGUACGACCACGAUGCCAUCAGAAAGCAGAGUGUGGCCGCUAUGACAUCCAACGUCACGGGUGAGAUCAAGAACCCAUUACUCGGCAUUCCAAAGCAUCAGUUGUUGGCCGAUGUCGACAGCUUCGCUACGAAAUAUGGCAUGCAAGAGCAGAUUUCACUUUUACGAAAGGGUGCACUUGUGGCCCAAAAUCCUGCGGACUUCGAGAACAUCGUAGAGCUUGAUGAUGCGGAUCGUGAGGCUCUACGCACGGAAAUCACGCACCGAUGGAAGCAUCCAUGGAGUUUGUACUUUACCAUUAUCUUGAACUCAAUUGCCGCUGCCAUUCAAGGUUGGGAUCAGACCGGCAGUAACGGUGCCAAUCUCUCCUUUCCAAUCGAGUUCGGAAUCCCAGACAGUCUCCCAAACUGUGACCCAGAGGGCAUGGAUCCGAAUGCUACUUUGUGUCAAAGAAACCAGUGGAUCGUUGGCUUCAUCAACAGCUGUCCAUAUAUCGCCAUCGCCUUCUUUGCAGGCUGGCUCUCUGACCCCAUCAACGAACGUCUUGGUCGUCGUGGUACAAUCUUCCUCGGCGCUAUCUUUUCGCUAUUAGCACCCAUCGGAUCUGGCUUGACCCAGCACUGGGGCCAGCUAGUCGCCACUCGUAUUCUGCUUGGUAUCGGCAUGGGACUGAAGGAGGUCACUGUGCCGGUUUACUCGGCAGAGAUUGCACCGACCAUGAUCCGUGGAGGACUGGUCAUGUCGUGGCAGUUGUGGACGGCCUUUGGAAUCAUGCUCGGAUACUCCGCCAAUCUGGCUGUAUAUAAAGUCGGAAAGAUUGCUUGGCGACUACAAUUAGGGUCUGCUUUUAUCCCUGCGAUUCCUCUUGUGUUGGGGAUCUGGUUCUGCCCAGAAUCACCAAGAUGGUGCCUGAAGAAAGAGAAGGUCUUCAAGGCAUACCAAUCGCUAUGCCGCCUCCGGACGAACGACCUACUGGCCGCACGAGACGUAUACUUCAUCCAGGCACAGCUUGAUCAAGAACACCGUAUGAUCGCUGAAGCUGGCUUGAACACGAAUGCAGGCUUCUUCACACGCUUUAUUGAGCUCUUCACCAUUCCUAGAGUCAGAAGGGCUACGCAGGCCUCGGGCAUUGUCAUGAUAGCGCAGCAAAUGUGUGGCAUUAACAUCAUCGCUUUCUACAGUGCGACCAUUUUCUCCCAGGCCGGGUUCAGCGAGACUUCCGCUCUUUUGGUGUCCUGGGGUUUCGGCUUGGUGAAUUUCACUUUUGCUUGGCCGGCUGUCUGGACUAUCGAUACGUUUGGCAGACGAGGCCUGCUCAACUUCACCUUUCCGAACAUGGCAUGGUCGCUUCUCACUGCCGGACUCUGUUUCUUGAUCACCAAUCAGGAAGCUCAUCUAGCAACCGUAGCCCUUUUCAUUUUCAUCUUCGGGGCCUUUUAUUCUCCGGGAGAAGGACCUGUCCCAUUCACUUACUCUGCCGAGGUUUUCCCUCUCAGCCAUCGCGAAGUAGGCAUGUCAUGGGCAGUGGCCACCAACAACUUCUGGGCAUCUGUCCUGUCGAUGUCGCUGCCUCGCAUCCUUGCGGCUUUCACCCCAGCAGGGACAUUUGGGUUCUAUGCCGGUCUCAACGUGGUGGCCUUUUUCCUGAUAUUCUUCUUCCUGCCCGAGACGCAGCAGAGGACACUCGAAGAACUGGAUUACGUCUUUGGCGUCACGACCAGACGACAUGCUGCUUUCCAGGCAAAGGAGAUGUUUCCGUGGUGGUUCCGACGCUGGAUCUUGUGGAGGAAAGGCGAGCCGAUGCCUCAGCUAUACCACUUCGGCGAUACGGGUGUCUUCAACCAGUAUACAGAAACAACCGAAAAGGUCAAGCUCGCUGGGGACGAGAUUGAUGAUGCGAAGGUAGUCUGA